AUUCACUCAAAAUUUGACUAUGCCAUUUCACUGUCAAUGUCAAAAUGAAAGCGAAAUUGAAGAAUCUUUGAAAAACACUCAAAAAUCCGCUCUACCUCAGCAAAUAUAUCAGUAUUCUUAAAAUGAAUUAAAAGGUCAUCUUCCUAACCCCCUGACUAUGUCCGGCAAUCUUCACGUCCACCAAGUUUCGUGCCAGCAUCUUCAUGUGGCUAAAAAGUCUUUGCAGAUCCGUGUUGUUCGGUGUUCCCAUCGGCGUGACCUUCCUAGACACCGUAGGUUAUGUGGCGAGGGUCGAGGGCAUCUCCAUGCAGCCCGCCUUGAAUCCAGAGUCGAAAAACACCGAUUACGUGUUCCUGUCGCGGUGGGCAGUGAAAGAUUAUGAGGUGAAACGCGGUGACAUAAUAUCCCUCGUAUCUCCCAAAGAUCCCAACCAGAAGAUUAUAAAGCGCGUCGUCGCUUUGCAGGGGGACAUCGUGAGUACGUUGGGCUACAAGAACCAGUAUGUGAAGGUUCCGGAGGGUCAUUGUUGGGUGGAAGGCGACCACACUGGUCACACACUGGACAGCAACACAUUUGGGCCAGUUUCUUUAGGUUUAAUUAAUGCCAAAGCUGUGUGUAUAGUUUGGCCGCCACAAAGAUGGCAGAAUCUAGAAGCCAAGCUGCCGGAGAACAGAAAACCUAUUAGUGGCUCAUAUUAGUACAAAGUUUUAAAGGCACAAGUGUUAGUAAUAGUGAUGUGCUGGUUGCUUAUGGAGGGUUAAGAGGGACUAAUUUUAAUAAUUAUUUAUUGUGACUUCACUAGCUAAUAUUUAAUUCAUUAUUUCUUUUCACUGCUUGCAUUUUAGAUGUUGAUACUUUGAUAGUAUAAACUAUUGAUGCUGAAUCCCAUCACUCCCAUGUUGAAAAUGAUUCUGAUAAUCUGUAGGGAUCUCUCUUACUAGUCUAAUGUUCAACUUGUUUUGUGAUGAAUAAGUUCCUUUCGUACUUAUCAAUUAGUUAAUUAAAAAUGGAAUAGGCUUGUGCUUAUGACUUGCCAAAAUAA
Molecule: messenger RNA, 1042 nt
Organism: Ostrinia furnacalis (Asian corn borer)
Lineage: Eukaryota; Metazoa; Arthropoda; Insecta; Lepidoptera; Crambidae
Product: mitochondrial inner membrane protease subunit 2
Exons: 1
Coding region: 204-698 (164 amino acids)
Cellular component (GO): mitochondrial inner membrane peptidase complex; membrane
Molecular function (GO): serine-type endopeptidase activity
Source: RefSeq, a predicted model, not a curated record